Messenger RNA from Megalopta genalis, 1470 nucleotides. RefSeq names its product carboxypeptidase B. NCBI's taxonomy places the organism in Eukaryota, Metazoa, Arthropoda, Insecta, Hymenoptera, Halictidae. The record is from RefSeq and is a predicted model, not a curated record. Gene Ontology annotation, molecular function: metallocarboxypeptidase activity; zinc ion binding. Gene Ontology annotation, biological process: proteolysis.
AUAUGCACAAUAAUGGUCGAAGAUAAGAUGGUUGAUAUAUAAGUAAUCGAAGGCAGGAUGAGUCGGUUUAGUUCCAAGUGAUCAUCGCCGUCAUCAUGCGCAUUCUCUUGAUCGCGGCGGCCUGCGUGGCAGCUGUCUUCGCCGCUAACGAGGAGAUUUUGCCACCCUUAGAGGGGAUGCAAAGCCUCUCUAUUUCCGUGAGCACAACGGAGCAGCUUAUGCUAUUGAAAAAUUUCGUGGACGUUCCUGGUUUCGAUUUUCUACGGACGACCGAGAGCGAGGUGGACGUGUUGGUCACGGCGGACAACGUAGACGACUUUAAGAGUCUUUUGGACCGGAAUGGCAUGAGUUACACGGUCUUGGUGCAGAAUGUCCGGGAGGCAGUCACCGAGGAAUACAUCAAUCAACAAAUUGAGCGAAGGGUGCAGUCGCUCCUUCCGCAAGAGCUGGCUGCUUCCGGAAAAUUGUCUUUCACUUACUAUCCUAAUAACAACGAAGUGGAUCAGUAUCUGAGCUACAUAGUGAAAAGCCACGGUGACGUGGCUUCGUUAAUCAACAUAGGAGCGUCCUAUGAGGGACGGCAAAUGAAAGUUCUAAGGCUGUCAACCGGUGGUAAUAAUAAGCCUGCCAUUUUUAUCGACGCCGGCAUUCAUGCCAGAGAAUGGAUCGCUCCAGUGACGUCGCUCUACAUAGUGGAUCAGUUGGUGGCGAAUAAAAAUCUUCUGAAAAAUAUCGAUUGGUACAUUCUUCCGCUAUUGAACCCGGACGGUUAUGCGUUCACGCACAGCUCAUCCUCGAACCGUCUCUGGAGGAAGACAAGGUCUGUCAACAGCGGUUCCUCUUGCCGAGGUGUCGAUGGCAACAGAAAUUACGAGAUGGGAUGGAUGGUCGCCGGCGCAUCCUCCAACCCGUGCAGCGACACUUACGCCGGGCCAAAGGCGUUCUCUGAACAAGAAAAUAGACACAUGAGGGACUUCAUCAACGCGCGCAAACAGAACAUCAAGGCUUACAUCACUUUCCACUCUUACGGCCAGUACAUUCUGUAUCCGUGGGGCUACACUCAUCAGGUACCUGCUAACGAGGCCGAAUUGAAAAAUCUUGCGGCCAAAUGCGCCACCGCCAUUGCCAGCUACCGUAGGACCAAAUACACGUACGGCACCGCAGCUAAUCACCUUUACCUGGCUGCCGGAGGAAGCGACGACUGGGCGUUGGGCAAAGCUGGCAUCAAACUUUCGUACACCUAUGAGCUACCCGGCGGAAGCUCUGGAUUCUUGUUGCCUCCUUCCGAGAUCAAAGCUGUCGGCACCGAAACAUUCGAGGCUAUGAAAGUGAUCGCUCAAUAUGUUACGGCCAAGUAACUUUCUCAGGUUUAAGCGUGUUAGUUCGUCGAUUCUGUAUAGGAAGCUUUGAGAGAUUCGGCAGUGGAUGCUUUAUAAAAUAAUAACACGAGGGACUUCUCUCAUCUAAAAU